AUGGGAGGAGGGAAGAGGACCAACAAGGUCCACACUGACAUGGUCAAGCCCUCGCUCCGAGACCUCAAAUGGUGCCAAUGGCACCUGAACAUGAAGGCCUCUGAUGUCCCGAUCUGCUGGUACUGUCGAAGCUGCAAGGCGGUUGGCACCUCCUGGUGUUUGUACCAAAGCGAGCGUGCCCCUGUCAAUUAUUUCCUCACGGGAGUACCGACUUUCAGCGGAAGGUACAGGUUGAAGAACGUCACCGUACUGACCACCCCCUCCAUGAGCGAAGCAGCCACUGCUGAGAUCAUGCUGUUUCCUGGCCUGUGGUUCAGUCACUCAGGAUCGGUGAGCUCCAUUGAAUUUGUGGUGCAGCCUUUAAAAAGAGCAGCUCGGGUACAUUUCAAAGUAUUCAGGCCGUACUGUGCCCCAAAUCUGUUCCUAAUCCCUCCAGGUUGUGAGGCACUCCGGACCCCCUUUGCCAGCUGCCAUACACUGCCACUGUGUAAUACCACAGGGGGAUGCAUGAGUGGGCAGCAGUGGUGCCAUCUGACGGAGCAGUGUCUGCCCAUCACCAGCCCCUGCAGCUCGUACGCAUUUGAGAACAUCACCACGAACAUCCUGCCAAUUGCAAACCCCCCCAGGUACAGAGGGACACAGCCCUUCUACUCGCAGGUGGCAGACAUACCCAUGACAAUCACCCCUGACUUCAGUGCCAUGCAAAUAAAUGUGGUGCUGGCUGGUGAGGAGAUCCCUGUGUUCCCAGAUGAUGUCGUUGGUAUUCAGCACGAUGCUGGCCCCGGAGCCCUCCUGCAUUGCUUGCCUAGCUCAAUGUCGCCAUGGCGACAGAGUUACAUUGGGAUGGUGGGUGGGAGCUGGGCAGAGAGUUUGCUGAUGGGUUCUCAGCCAGCACAGCUCAGCACCAGCUGGGUCGAUGGCGUUGUCUGUGACGUGCGUAUCCUGUGCACAGACCAGCUGCAGACAGUGGCCAUCACCCCCUCCCCUGACACUGGGACGGACACAUCCCCUGUAGCCGCAAUUAAUGGGGAAGGCCCGACUGUGGUCAACUGCCAUCCGCUGGGCACUCAGACAGAGAUUACUGGCCUGCAGCUCAUCUUCCCACCAGCCGAAGGUGAAAGGAUUUCAGUGCCGACAAAGGACGAGAUGCUCGUCGUGAUCAAGAUCCAUUCUGGCAGCUGUGCCACCUCGUGGUGGGGCCCGCCCGCCCACCAGUCAGGAAUCAGCUUCGUGGCCCACUGCCCGACCGACAUGCCCCUUUUCACACCUGCUUGUCGCAGGGAGACGGCAGACACCUGGUUCUCGUACAUUCACAUUACUUUCAGCCACCCAGGACUGGAAGUCCUGAACAUCAGCGUGAACAAUGGGAUUAGCUCCCAGAACACGUCUGUAGUGAUCCACGCCCAUGAUGUGAUCCAGGGCCUUCACAUUGUCCCCAGCCAACACAGACGAAUGCUGGUGGAUGCCUCUCAGGUGUUUUCGGCUGAGGUUACCCAUGGCACUUCAAUUAUUUAUACCUGGGUGAUUGACAACCUGUCAGUCUUUUCCUACACUGGACAAACCUACACAGUGAUUUUUAAACGUGCUGCUACCUACAGGUUGAAGGUGACGGCAGUGAACCCGGUGAGCAGUCAGAGUGUGACGGCCGAGCUGGUAGCUGACGACAUGCACCCGCUAAUGGAUCCACACUUUAUUAACAUGACCAACGUGAUUCUUGUUAGCAAGCCCCAACCCUUUGUUGUCACAGUUAAAGCAGACAGCUUGGCAGAAGUUACCUUCCGAUGGAGUUUUGGUGAUGGCAGUGCUCCAGUGACGCAUUCCACCUCCUCACAGCAAUCCUCUGUCCUUGCUGAGGGAAACCAUGGUUCUGCUCGCCUGCACCUACAGAGCUGCAUGACCUGGACAUACAACGAGCCUGGUGUCUACCUUGUGGAAGUGGAGAUCCAUGCUCCGAGGAGCCGUGUGAUGACCAGCGUCCUCGUGUACGUCCGUAGCCUUCUGUUGGACCUGAGUUGUGACCUGGCUCCAGACCACCCUAGUGUCAAUGGGAUUGUUACAUUUGGAGCCUCCCCUCAACCCUUGUCCAAUGAAAUAUUCUACACGUGGAACUUUGGUGAUGGGAGUCCUGCGGCUGAGGGGAUGAAUGACACCGUGUGCCACCGGUUUAAAGAGAAGGGGGUUUACAACGUCUCACUGGUGGCCAAUAACAUGGUCAGUGUAAUGAGCUGCCAUGUGGUGGUGCGGGUGGAGGAGAAGAUCACUGGCCUUAUGGUGAUCAUCAGUGCGGGGGAGCUGGGCUCCCCGAUGCUGGUUCAUGCCAAGACUUCAGCUGGGACCAACAUACUGUGGACCUUUGACAUGGGGGAUGGCAGCUCCUUCGGCAACCUGACGGCAGCCACCAUCUCCCAUACAUACGCAGCUGAAGGGAGUUAUACCAUUACCGUCACCGCCAGAAACGCAGUCAGCUCAGCCAGCCGAUCAGCGGUUGCCGAGGUCUAUGUACUGAGGGUGGUAAACAUCACGGGUCCAGGCUGCGUGGCCUCGGGGAGCCAAGUGUCCCUCCAGGCCUGGUUGGCCAGGGUGGGAAACGAGACCCGCUUCUGCUGGAGCUUUGGAGACGGCAGCCCGCCCCUGGUAGUGCUGGGCAGCGCCAGGGCUCACCACACUUACGCUGCUGCUGGCAACUACACUGUCAUGCUCGUUGCCAGCAGCCCCUUUGGCAAGGCCCACCAGCAAGCUACCGUCUGCAUCCAGGCGCCCAUUGUUUCUGUCCACCUUUUGGCCAGCCACUCCUCAGCGCUGCUGGGGGAGCAGGUGCAGUGGGUAGCUGAGGUGGUUCCCAGGGAAGACGAGUGGCAUCCUUAUCAGUACCGAUGGGACCUGGGGGUGCCGGGACCCUUCCAGUCCGGCGGUAGGGAAGUGACGUUCAGCUACAGCCAGGCAGGUAUCUACCUGAUCACAGUCCACCUCAGGAACCAUGUCGACCAGCAAAGCAGCUCCUGCUCACUGAUUGUCCAGGAGAAGGUUGGGGACUUCACCGUCUCCCACAAUGGGCAUGGUCAGCACUACCUCUCCGUGAACAAGACCUACACAUUCCACCUUAGCGGGGCUUUGGGCACAAACUCCACCUUCCGCUGGGAUUUUGGUGACGGCACUGCUCCAGGACUGGGUCAAGGGCCACUACACAUAUAUUGGAAACCCGGCCCAUACACUGUCACUGUUGUUGGGGAGAACUUGGUCAGUCACCUGGAGAAACAUCUGAGCAUCCGGGUGGUAACGCCCAUCACAGAGCUUCGCAUUAACACCCAGCAGGCAGCAGUAGAGACAGGAAAGGAUGUAAUGUUUGCCACCAGGCUGGGCACAGGUGAUGGGGUCUCCUAUUCGUGGGCUGUUCAGGGAGGACGUGCCCAACACCAGGGAUCCUCCAAUUUCAAGUACAAUUUCCAAGAACCUGGCACUUAUGUUGUGGAAGUGACAGCAAGAAAUGAAGUGAGUGAAGAGACAGCAACCAUCACUGUUCAGGCUGUGGAGAGGAUCCGAGACCUGGAGAUAUCCAGCGGUGACCUGAUUGAGGGCAGCUUUGCUGCCACUGGAGAGGCGUGCCUGCUGCACGCACAGCUGGCCCGUGGCUCCAAUCUGUCCUAUAUGUGGAUUGUUAGACAGGGUCCUGUCACAGUCAUUACCGGUCAAGGUUCGACUGUGGUCUUUCAACCAGAGGAAGCUGGACAUUACCUGGCAGUUUUGGUGGCCAAAAAUGCCCUUGGAGAGGCCAACCAGAGCAAGGAGAUCUUUGCACAAGAACGUAUCCAUGGAAUGAAGGUUACUGCAUCAUCACGUGAGGUCAGCACAGGACAACUGGUGCACCUGGAGGUGUCUGUCGUUUCAGGGGCAGAUUUGCAGUAUGAGUGGACUGUUGAAGGAGAUGAGAAUCACACCAGGACCAAUACCUCCACACUGGCCUACCUUCCCACCUCUGCAGGGACUACAAUGGUGACGGCAACUGCCUGCAACAAGCUGGGGUGUACUGAGAGCUCAUUGACCUUAAGGAUUCUGGACCCCAUUUCCGAAGCCAACUCCUCCACCGUGGGCAGAUCACCCUUCUUCCUUCUGCCACCCAAUGCCACCACUUUCCUCCGUGGCUUUGUGGGCACAGGCACUGACAUAGCCUGGGAAUGGAGUCUAUUGGGAGACAGAGGUGUCCAGGCCUGGCAGGGGAACCUCACCACAGAGCACGCCCUUGGGAGAGUGGGUGUUUAUCUGUUGAGCCUCAACACCUCCAAUGGAAUCAGCUGGGAAUGGGUCCACCAUGACAUCGUGGUUCAAGGCUUGGCGAUAAUGCCAAACAAGACGGUUGCCGGGGUGGUGGAUGCUGUUACUUUCAACCUGUCAGUGGAGCAGGGUAGCAGCGUAUGCUUUGUCCUCUCUAUCCCCAUCCUGGAAACGGCCGCUUGGCUGCCCAGGGACACCCAUAGCCUCGCCUUCUUGCGGACCAGUCGGCAAUGGCCAGCGGUGGAGGUGCGCCAAGAGCUAAGGAUAAACGCCAGGCUGUGGGCUGGUGGGGCUGCCAGCCUCAUCUGGCUCUUCCAGCUGCCCGGUUCCCCCGAUUGCCGCCUUGCUGGGCCCAGCGUCACCUACACGCCCGGCACCACUGGCCUGCUCACUGUCCGCCUGCGGGCUGCCAGCAGGCUGGGCUCAUUGACCGUCACCCAACGCUUUCAGGUGCAGUUGCUGGUGGUGGCGGCAGCCGAAGGCCUCCGGAUUGACCGCACUCCGCUAUCAGCGGGUGAACUGGCGACCAUCCACCUGCCGGCAGCUGGGGGCAGCAAUGUCCAGUACUGGUGGGACUUUGGGGACGGGGACGGGACCUUCACUAGUCAGAGCUGCACAGCCCAGCACCGGUACAGGGCUGCUGGCCACUACACCGUGCACGCCCGAGCUUUCAACGAGGUGAGCGCGGCAGGGGUACAGAGGCUGGAGGUCACGGUGCUGCCGCAGCCCAAGUGCCAGGCUCCAGCCGUCCGCCUGGUGCAGCCGCCCCCAUCCGUGGCCAGGGCCCAACCCAGUUACUUUGAGGCUGAUGUUGAGCUGAGGGGAUGCACAUCCUACCCAGUUCACUAUCUCUGGCAGGUGGGAGUGGGAGCCGACUGCCACAGGCCGAGUCACCACCUCCCCCUGCCUCUCCCCACUGUCCAACUCAGCAAGCCUUUGCUGUCGCUGCCUCGGCUGGCCCUGCCCCUGGGCCCACUCUGCCUGCAGGUCGUGGCAGCACUGGGUGGAACUCAGCUGCGUGCGAAGGCCGUGGCGCUUGUCCAAGUGGUGCGAAGCAGCCUGGUAGCCAUCAUUGAAGGGGGUGCACGCCAAAGCUGGGCUAGACACCGGGACCUGGUGCUGGAUGGCUCCCAGUCUUACGACCCAGACGUCCAGAUGGGAGAGGAAGACCACCUGAUGUACAGCUGGCACUGCAAGAGCACGGAUCAGUCCACUUCUCUCUGUAUUCCUGCUGCCAGUUGCUGCAGUUCUGUUGUCACCAUCCCUGGGCACACACUGGUGCCGGGUGCUACGUACACAUUCACACUGACCGUCAGCAAGCCUGGCAGGGAGGAGGUCCACGCCACUCAAACGGUUUUGGUCCAAGCUGGAAAGAUCCCGAGCGUGCUUUUGGAGUGUAUCUCCUGCCGUGUCCGCUGGAGCUAUGGAGUGAGCAGGAGUAUGCACGUCUCGUUGGCUGGAAGGUGUGCCAACUGCAGCAGCCAGUUAUUGUACAAGUGGACGGUUCAAAAUUCUGAUGGCUACCCUUUGAUCUUAGACAACCAAACCACCUCCACAGGAGACUGGAAUGCUAACCUGGUCAUUCGACAGGGGGUCCUUCAAGAUGGAGUCAACUACACUUUCACCUUGAACAUAACUGACCUUGAAGAGGAAACCUCAGGCUUUUCCAGCAUCAUUCUGAGCCCUAACUACCCUCCUAGUGGGGGACACUGUACCAUCCAUCCAGAGCAAGCUCUCUAUCUGUUGGAGACCCCUCUUAGUUUUAACUGCUCAGGCUGGUGGGAUGAGGAUGGAAUUGUUGAUCAACUGGUUUACUCCCUGGUGGCUGUCACCUGUUCCAGAGACUCUUUUUGUGAAAGGUUCCAGCUGUACUGGGGCAUCAGACCCUCCUUCAGUGCCUUGUUGCCUGUGGGCUCGUGGAGCAAUGCCACAGCAGUCACUGUGAUCAUUGAGGUGGAAGAUGUACUGGGUGCUCGUAACACUGCCAUCAACAAGACCUUGAUGGUUGUAAUCCCGGAUCUCCCAUUAGACUCACACUCUGUCACUGACUGGUUGAAACAUAAGAGCCAGUCAGGAUUAUGGGGCCUGGUACAGCAGGGUAAUCCUGAUAAAGUGAUCCCAUUCUCCGUCGCUCUCAUCAGUGCUCUAAACCAGCACUCUGGGGCUCAGGGAGAGAUCCUGCAGGACCGGAUGGCCAUCCGUAGUAAUGUGACCUUGGCAAUGGCAUCCCUGCAUGUCUCCACACUGGAGGAGGUGACCCAGGUCAGCACAGUGCUGGCACAGUGUGCGGCUUUCCCUGAAGAAUUUGUUAGGGGAGAAGGAUUAGCCAGAAGUUUGGAGAUGAGCAGACAAAUGAUUGACAUCAUUGGGAAUAAGACAGGUCAAGGAUCAGCCACACCCACAGAAGCUGGAAGAAAUAUCUUGCGAGUCCUAGGUGCUGCAAUAGCUGUGAUAAGUUCUGACCUGAAUAAUGGCCGUGAUGCAGCCAGUGGCCUUGUCACUUCUGCCUCCAUCUUCAGGCUGACCAACGAUCUCGUCCAGUCUCUCAUGCGCUCUCGUGUCCUCAAUGAGGAACUAUUGUCUCUGUCUGUCUCAGAGAUUGACGUGCAAGGGAAAAGAACAGACCCCUUCAAUUUGCUGUGUGCCUGGCCUCAGGACCACUGCCACUUCCAUGUCCCCCAGGCACUGUCCCAUCAGCUGUCAGCAAACCAUGAACUCAUCCAGAUCACAAUGAGCCUCCGAGUUAACCCAUUCCUGAUGGGCUCUGUCAGCAAUGACAGCAUCUCUACCCACCUUGGAUCCAUGGAGUUCAGCAGUCCACAGGGCCAGCCUGUCCCCAUCAGUGGCCUGUCCGCAGAGACGUCGAUCCGCGUUAUCUUACCGGACAGGAGGACGCAACACUGGAGGCGUGGUGCAGUGACAAAGGUCCUUGGUCCCGGAGAGAGCAUGAACUUCACAGUCCAGCCCGUGAGCAGCAACCAUGCAGCCGGACUCCAUGUCUGCCUGCGAUUCACCCUGCUGGAGCUUGGAGGAGCUCAGGACCCGGAUCCUUCCAUCCAUAUUUAUGUUCAUAAUGACUCCCGGUUUAAUGGGACUCGCUACAAAAUGACCAAAGGAGUCGUAUUACCUUCUGAUACUGGCAGUCUGAGUGCUGAGCACACACUCUUCCUGUUGUCUGAGGUGUACGAUACCUCCAGCAAGGAGCUCAGUGUCACCAUUUGUAGCCACUUCUCCUCUGCUUCAGUAGAGGUUUCUGUCAUUGUGUACACCUCCCUGUGUCAGUACUUCGACUUCCAGAGCCUUCGGUGGAGAACAGAUGGCAUCUUACCCACACACUGGACCAGGCCAGACGAAGCAGUCUGCCUCACUCAGCACCUCACUGUCUUCGGAGCAAGCUUAUUUGUGUAUCCAGAGGCUAUCCAGUUUCUGCCUCCUGUGAACAGCCCAGUGCAGAAUUCGAUUGUGGCAAUCACCUGUGCCUUGGUCUUUGCUCUUUAUGUCAUGGUAGCUCUCAUCGCCAACAAGCUGGACUACAUCGAUAUCAACCGUGUUGGCAUUGUCCCUCUCUGCGGGCAGCAUGGUCGCUAUAAGUAUGAAGUUAUGGUGAAAACUGGCUGGUACAGGAACUCAGGUACCACAGCUCAUGUGGGCAUCAGCCUGUAUGGGUUGAACAAGAGUGGGUCUCGUCACCUGGACAAAGAAGGAGCAUUCCAAAGGAACAGUCUGGAUGUUUUUCAGGUUGAGACAGAUGCCAACCUGGGUGAGAUCUGGAAAAUCCGAAUCUGGCACGACAACACAGGCUUAGACCCUUCGUGGUAUCUGGAGCAUGUGGCAGUUUGGGACAAGCAGACAGAUAACUUGUACUACUUCCUGGCUCAGGACUGGCUGUCUGUUGAAAAUGAGAAGAAUGAAGGAAUGGUGGAGAAGGAUGUGUUGGCAGCAUGCCCCCAGGAGCUGCGUCGUUUUUCCCGCAUCUUUACUUCACAGCUAAAGCGAGGUGUGUCUGAGAAGCACAUCUGGCUCUCGGUCUGGGACCGUCUGCCACGGAGUCACUUCACUCGAGUCCAGCGAGUCACCUGUUGCACUCUCCUCAUAUACUUGUUCUUUACCGUGGGGGCGGCGUGGUAUGGAGCUGUCGGAAUCAAAAGCAAGAGCCUCCCAGUGGCAUACCUGGCUGCUGUCACAGGUGAGACGGUGGCAGUCGGCAUUGUCCUGGCUGGCGUGGUGUUCCCAGUCCACCUCCUCUUCACCUUCCUCUUCAGAAGAACACGUAGCAAGGUCACCAUGGAUAACCUUGAACCCUCCACCAAAGAGACGCAGUCCGUGGAAAUGGAUGUGUACUUGGACCACUCUGAGCUUGGCAGCUCAUCCUUCCUGUCCAUCCCCAGGGGAAAAGACUCCAUUCUGGAUGGAAGCUCGGCCAGUUGUGUAAGUGUGAAGUUGCUGUGGCUAAGAUGGUCCGUGAAGAGAAACUCACAUGAGAAACAACAGGAAUCCCUUAGCAGUGAACAGGUGGAACCUAGUUUUGGAUUUGCUCCGAAGCUGAUCAAUGAGAGGUGCAGAUGCUUCACUUUCUUCAAAGACCACCUCAUGAUAGAUCAGAACAAAAUUUUGAAGCGGAAGAAACCUUUGCAGAAACAGGGGGUUAAUCCCUAUUCAUCCUCGGAUGAGGAUCCGCUCUCCUUUUCCAUCUCGGACUCCUAUGACAGCAGGACUUUCAAGCACAGUCACCUUAUGGCAUCAGGAAUCUCAAAGAGACCAAGAAAGUGGCUCUUCCCUCAUUCAGCUCUCUAUGUAACUUAUAUCCUGUGCUUCCUCCUCAUUGCUACAUGCAUCAGUCUGACCAUCUCUUAUGGCAUGUUAUUCCCCAACCAUGUCGUGCUCAUGUGGCUGAUUUCUGCCUCCUUCUCCUUCCUGACGUCGUUUUUCUUCCUGGAACCUCUAAAGGUGUUGUGUGAAGCCUUGAUCCUUGCUCUCAUUACCAAGCCAGUAGACCCUGAUGAGGAUGAUAAACUGGUCGAAGAACCCUUGAUUAAGAAAACUUCAGAAAGAAUCAGUAAAAUUCGAGCACCAUAUGGUUACAGUCUCCUUCAAGCCAAAGAAGAGGCACGAAAAGUGAGAGUAUUGUACACACUGAUGAAGAACUGUAUUGUGCACAUGCUCUUCCUGCUGGUCGUGCUCAUCAUCAACUACCAGGGAUGCUCUGAAAACACCAGUGCACGGCUUCUGCGAGCUGCUAUUCAGCAGUCGGUUGUUGGCAAGAAUCCACAUGCAACCAGCACUGUUGUUACUCCGAGGCCAACUGAAACCUGGCAAUGGAUAGGGACCAGACUACUGCCGCACUUGUAUAAUAACUCUCGGCUGACACUGCUCGGAGUACCACAGCUACAACAAGUCCGGUCGAAGGAAGGAUAUUGGUGCUCAUGGGUUUACAGGCUAAUCCCUGGCGUUUGUCCUGGAGUUACCUACAGCCAUUAUAACCUACUGAGAGACAAAGCAAUGGCCAGGAGUACCAAUCGCAGUUGGGUUUAUUCGUCGGAUGACUCUGCUGGGACACAGGCCCUAUUUGUUGAGUUCACCCAAUAUAGUCGGGACGUGAAUUUGUACGCAGUGGUGAAGUUAGUUGUGGAAUUCCAGCCAACGAAACCUACAGGACCAAGCAUAGACAUUAAACCUUUCUCUCUGUCGCAUUCAAACCAGGGCCUGCACCUGUUGCUCACGUGUAUGGUGUUGCUUCUGCUCUUCAGCUUUGUCUUCCUGUGCUCUGAAGCUGUUGCCGUGCAUAGAGUGGGUUUGGCUUAUUUCAGAGAGAGGCAGAAGUAUGUCCAGCUCCUCAUCAUCCUCCUCUCCAUCCUCAUUCCCACCUUCCACUUCAGCCGCCUCAGACUGGCUGACGUGCAGCUCGACCGUCACAAGAGGAACCGCUGGGCAUUUGUCAGCUUCUCCCGUGUUGCCCUGCUGUCCGAGGCAGCCUCUGACCUUGCAGCUUUGCUGCUCACCGUUCUCACCCUGAAGAGCAGCAGAGGGUGCGAAUUUAAGAUCGUAGGACAGCUUCGUUUUUUCCGAAGGUGGUGUGUGUUUGGAAAAACGUUCCAGUAUACGUUCCAAGAGCUGACAGCGGCCACCUUAGUCUUCUUCCUGCUUGUUCUGGUCUAUGCACAGUGUGGUUACAUGAUAUUCUGUCCAGCUCUGGAAGACUUUAAAACAUUCAAACACACCGUGCUGUCUUUGGUUGCCUUCUCCCGAGGAACAGUGGCAUUGCAGCAUGCAGUUCACAAAUUUCCCUUCACCGCAUUGGCCUACUUCGCCAGCUAUCUGCUGUGUUUGGCGUGGAUUACAAGGAACCUCUUCAGUGCUAUCAUCAUCCAGAAUUACAGGCAUGUCCGAGCAGAAAUGUAUCGUCCUGCCGUUGAGCCACAAGAUUAUGAGAUGAUUGACUUCUUCAUCAAAAGGUUCAGACUCUGGAUUGGACUAACUAAAGCAAAGGAGUUCCGUCACAAAGUGAAGUUUGACGGGAUGGAGUCCCUGCCAACAGGCAAUUCCCAAACUUCCAGAUUUUCCCGGCUCCCAUCUGCUGGUACCGAGUCCCACUGCUCCAAGUGCACCAUUUCAUCCGGCUCGGUGCAAUCUGAGGAGAUGAACCUUGCAGAGAGUCCGAGCACAGAGGCACAUGGUGUUCAGACCUAUCUGGAUCGACUGCUGCCGACCAUCAAUAGUCUCCUUGAUCAGUUUGACCGUGUCAAUAAAGUCACCAAUGACUUGUAUCAUAUUGAAACCGAUUUGGAGAAAUUACAGGACAGAAUGAAUAAGAAGAAGAGGGGACAGUGCAUGAGAAGGAAGAACAAUGAGGAGAGAAUUAUUCCUCUGCCAAGCACACAGCUGCUUCAGACUAGAACAGAUAGUGCGACCUCCAGCCAGCAGCCAAGCAAAGGUCCAGCUUGUGCAGAAGUAGUGGCAUCAGGUCAUAGGGACCUACAAGGUGAACAUAAGCCUGCUGAUGCCUCUAGACGAAAAGUCUGGCAGUUUGGACUACCACUGUCAGCGGACUUCAACCAGAGGUCACUGCCAUGCUCAGGGCUAGUUUCAAAGGCCCGGCCCAGAAGUGAGGAAGGCCAGGAUCGAGGACUUGAUAGACAGCUGGCCCCAGAUGAAAUGGAUGUGCAGAAAGUAUGCCUCGAGCAGGAGGGACGCCUGGCAGAGGAGCACAGCUAA
Molecule: messenger RNA, 11481 nt
Organism: Mobula hypostoma (lesser devil ray)
Lineage: Eukaryota; Metazoa; Chordata; Chondrichthyes; Myliobatiformes; Myliobatidae
Gene: pkd1b
Product: polycystic kidney disease 1b
Biological process (GO): calcium ion transport; kidney development
Cellular component (GO): plasma membrane
Molecular function (GO): protein binding; monoatomic cation channel activity
Source: RefSeq, a predicted model, not a curated record